Messenger RNA from Loa loa (African eye worm), 790 nucleotides. RefSeq names its product acetyltransferase. The record is from RefSeq and is a predicted model, not a curated record. Lineage: Eukaryota; Metazoa; Nematoda; Chromadorea; Rhabditida; Onchocercidae. Gene Ontology annotation, biological process: protein acetylation. The transcript is spliced from 3 exons. The coding region runs from base 70 to 660 and encodes 196 amino acids. Gene Ontology annotation, molecular function: N-acetyltransferase activity.
AUUUUACGGGUCGUCCUGCACAUUUCUUCAAUCACGACUCUUUCCAAAUCAAUUGUUGGAAUUUCAGUUAUGCAUAUUAACGAACAUACGAAGAUUAUUGGCCAAAGAGUAAUUCUGGUACCUUAUUGUAAAUGUCACGUGGCUAAGUACCACACGUGGAUGGAGGAUGAAGAAUUACGGAGGUUGACAGCGUCGGAACGUUUAUCGCUUGAGGAGGAAUACGAAAUGCAAGCAAGAUGGCAUGAAGAUGAGGACAAGUGCACUUUUAUCGUCCUAGCUCGUGAUCUGAUUGAUAGUGGUGCUGAUGAGAUCGCUGGUAUGGUAGGUGACGUCAAUAUCUUCAUAAACGGUAGCACUGGAGAACUUACAACUAUGAUUGCUGAAUCUAAAUGGCGUCGUAAAGGUUUAGGUGAAGAGGCAGUACGAAUGAUGCUAAGGUUUGCGUUUCAAGUGAUCGGGUUACGGGCUUUUGAAGUGAAGAUUUCAAAUGAUAAUGUUAGCAGUUUAAAGCUUUUCCAAAAGAUCGGUUUCGUUGUAAAUUCACAGUGCAGUAAAUUUCGUGAGUAUACGUUAUCAAUUGGAAUGGAACAUAUCCUUAAAGCUAUUGCUCAUUUGGAAGUAACAGUGGACAAAUAUCAUUUGAAUGAUGAUAACAACUGAUAGCCAAGCAUGCAGUAUUCCUUUUUUUCAACAUUGUGUGGCGAUAAAAGUAAUAUGGUAUCAGUCAAGAUUCAGAUCAAAUGAUGAUUUGGACCAAAUAAAAAGUAGCUGUCAUACUGUUGUACGCACU